Eruca vesicaria subsp. sativa (arugula) is the source of this 1572-nucleotide messenger RNA. The record is from the annotation of a GenBank genome assembly. NCBI's taxonomy places the organism in Eukaryota, Viridiplantae, Streptophyta, Magnoliopsida, Brassicales, Brassicaceae.
AUGCUUCAACGCAAAAGCAUGAAGAGGAACAACAACGAUAGUCAAACGAACAGGCAUGCCUCUCUCAAAACGGCUCCGUAUCCAGGAAAACGCAUCGCAAAAGCUACUCUCUUCUUCAUCUCUUGUCUCUUCAUAUCUGCUGGUCUCUUAGACUUGUUGGGUUGUUUCGAUUCAACAACUUUUGCAGGUCUGAAACAAGUCACAACAAUCAGAAAACAACCAAUCACAAACUACAAGUUCCCUCGCCAAUGCGACGUCGUACAGAACCAAACACAAGAAGAAAGACAGCAACUGCCAAUGUCCGAAGACGGCACAAACAACAACAAAGCUAGAAGCAGCCAUCCAGGACCAUCCACGUGUCCUUCUUACUUCCGUUGGAUCCACGAGGAUCUACGGCCGUGGAGAGAGACAGGUAUCACGAGGGGGAUGCUUGAGAAAGCGAGGAAUAACAAGGCGCAUUUCAGGGUUAUAAUCCUCGACGGGAAGGUGUACGUUAAGAAGUACAGAAAAUCUAUCGACACUCGAGAUGUUUUUACACUGUGGGGCAUCCUACAGUUACUACGGUGGUACCCAGGGAGAUUGCCUGAUCUAGAGCUCAUGUUUGACGCGAAUGAUAGACCAACCGUCAGAUCUAACGACUAUAAAGGUCAACAACACCCGGCCCCACCUCCAGUAUUCCGCUAUUGCUCUGAUGACGCCAGCUUGGAUAUCGUCUUCCCUGAUUGGUCUUUCUGGGGCUGGGCUGAAGUUAAUAUUAAGCCUUGGGCUAAGUCCAUGGUGGCGAUACAAGAAGGGAACAAGAUGACGCCAUGGAAUGACCGCGUGGCGUACGCUUAUUGGAGAGGAAACCCAAAUGUGGCCCCCACUAGGAGGGAUCUUCUUACAUGCAAUGUCUCAGACCAGCAAGACUGGAACACUCGUCUCUACAUCAAUGAUUGGGUCAGAGAAUCAAGAGAAGGAUUCAAGAACUCGAACUUAGAGAACCAAUGCACCCACAGGUACAAGAUAUACAUAGAAGGAUGGGCAUGGUCAGUGAGUGAGAAGUAUAUAAUGGCAUGUGACUCAAUGACAUUAUAUGUGAGACCAAAGUACUAUGAUUUUUUUAUACGAGGAAUGAUGCCAUUACAACAUUAUUGGCCAAUCAGAGACAACUCCAAGUGUACUUCCCUCAAACACGCCGUACAUUGGGGAAAUACCCAUUUGGACCAGGCACGUAAGAUAGGGGAAGAAGGGAGCAGAUAUAUAAGAGAGGAAGUGAACAUGGAACAUGUGUAUGAUUACAUGUUCCAUUUGAUGAACGAGUAUGCCAAGCUUUUGAGGUUUAAACCGGAGAUUCCUUGGGGAGCUACUGAGAUAACACCGGAUAGUAUGGGAUGUCCGGCGACAGGACGGUGGAGAGAUUUCAUGGAGGAGUCGAUGGUGAUGUCUCCUAGUGAAGUGUCUCCUUGUGAGAUGCCUCUUCCUUAUACCCCUCUUGAGCUAAGAGAGGUUCUCGAGAGAAAAGCUAAUGUAACUCGCCAAGUUGAGUUUUGGGAGGAUCAAUAUUUUAGUAAUGGUAGUAUCAAGCCUUGA